UCACUGCUCUCACCGUCGUUCAUAUAGCAGAGCACCGGGGGAUGGAUUGAAUGACGCUAAGCAUGGAUCCCAUUGAAGAAAAAACGAGCAAAACGGUCGACAUAUAUCGUGAUACAUGGGUCCGCUUCCUAGGCUACGCCAAUGAGGUCGGGGAGGCUUUUCGUGCUCUGGUCCCAGUGAGUUUGGUUUGGGGCAGCUAUGCGGUGGCCACUGUGUACGUUACUGCUGAUGCUGUGGACAAAGGGAAGAAAGCAGCUGUGGCCCACGGCGACAACCCAGGGAAGACGACGCGGGUAGCGGUGGCCGUGGUUGACACGUUUGUGUGGCAGGCCCUCGCCUCUGUGAUCAUACCGGGCUUCACCAUCAACCGAGUGUGUGCUGCGUCACUGCACCUACUGGGCAAAACAACAAAGUGGCCCCUGCCCGUCCGCAAGUGGACCACGACAGCUAUAGGCCUCUCUACAAUCCCCUUCAUCAUCACUCCUAUUGACAGGGGGGUGGACUACCUUCUCGACUCGAGCCUUCGGAAGGUCUUCAAUGAGGAAGAGAAGCAGGAAUAAGGACGGAUCAUGGGGGACAGAUUGUCCCCUCCUGGUACUAGAAACCCCUCCAGUCGACGUAGGCCUGUUCUUGUUGUCCAUCAAUGUGAAGAGCACUAAAGAAGGGUGAAGAAGAAUUUCAUGGAGCAAGGCUCCACAGUUGGUCACAAAUACCAUUAAUAAAGUAGAUUUUAGUACAAAAUUAUACAAUUUAUAUAAGUAAGUUGAAAGGGAAUUCCUGCUUCAUGAAAUAUCUCCUUGUGGUCCUUAACUUGAACCUCUCUGGGCAAUCAGGAAUAUAACAGUAUGAAAUAUGUUUAAAUAUUCACAGUGAAAUCCUUCUUCUUAAAGUAUUAUCCGGCAGGGACGCAGUGUGCUGUUAUAUUCCUGUGAUCCUCCUUACAGAAAAAAGCCUCCAAGGUUGCCCUCAUGGUUUAGAGUAAUACAUUCACCUCAUGUCCAGACGUUGAGGAGGGCUCGCUGUGUUUAUUAGCCGUAUUCAGUGGGACUAUAAUGACAGGCCAAAAAACAAAAGCCAGUUUGCUCUAAUGUCCCUCUUAUUCUUGACUUCCUGACAGUUCGUCUUUGACUGUUUCUGGUUUCUUUCUGAAAACAAAGUCAUCUGUUACUUUGAAUACAUGUUUCAAGUGUCUUAUGCACUUACUAUUGUUUCAUUUGACCUUCCUGUUGGGAGCCAAUGUUUGCACUGGGAGCAUUCUUUUACACCACGGUUACAAUCCAUUUUAUUCUAAAUGGUAUAUGGUUAUCAUAAAAUAAGAAUAUUUGUUGUUUCACCAAUAUAUCAACUGUUGAUCGAUAACUCUGUAGUCAGACUUGACUGUAACUUCUUUAGUGUGAAAAUGUGAGACGUUUUGAAACGUACUUUUAAGCACAUUUUUUUUUUUUAAUUCAUUCACAUUCAAUUUAGCAUUGUACUUCAAAUACGUGUGGGGGUCAGCGCCUAUGCAGAAACGGGUUUAAGGGAUUCUUUUUAGAAAUAUGCAGAUUCUGUAGUCUUCAUUAUUUCUAUUGCUUUUCUUUGAGGAGCCAAGUCAUUUACUGUAUCUCAUGCUGAACUAUGCAAAAUAAACCUGGGAAGAUGUUGUGUACAUAUGUGAGCUUCACAAAGUUCAGGGAUUGUUCUCCCUCUUUAAAAAUAAGGUAUGUGGUUACGUAAUGUUGUGAAAUAAGAAAUCUGAUAUUAAAUUUAACAUGCAAAUUGGACAAAACGGAGCAUGUUGUAUUGGGAACGGUUACUAUUGCCAAUGUAUUUCUGUCAGAACAGUACCAGUGUUCAAUUCUAGCAAUAAGGUUUUUGUGUCACACAUUAUUCUCUUUUCUAUGAGGGGUGCUGUUCAAGUUAUCGUGGAGAUAGAAAUGCUGAAAUAUGAGGCUGUGAUUUGUAACUCGGGGUGCACCAAUCAUUUUCUAACUUGCCGAUGUUCAAUAAUAUUUAAUACCAAGAUUUGGUCACAAUGCACAUUUAGAUUUUUUUUUAAUUGUUGCUUUGAAUGAUUGUAACUUCCAGUGUGUGCAUCAAUGGAUAUUUUCAUUCACUCAGGUUUACUUUUUCCUUCUGUAAGCUUAAGGGUACAGACUUUUUUAUCUCAGGCAAUUUGACCUGUCAUAGCAGGGGAAGCACAAUAGUACAUAUAGUUCAUUUAAGUGUCCCAGUAAGCCAGUGAUUCAAUGUGUAUGGUAACAUGGCUUAGGCCCUUAAAUGUAAUGCACCCAUAAUGUUAUUCAUUUGUUUUUCCGGCUACGCAUUUUGGUGCAUCCCUUGUGAAAAUCUAUAUAUUCAUGUUACAUUUCAAAACUUCAGAUUGUACACAGGACUUCAUUGUAUUUUAUUGUUACAUGCACAAAAUGAAAAUGAACGGUUUGGUUUUUUUGAACGUGUUUUCUCAUGUGGCAGUCUUUUCGGAAGUGGGUGAUAUGAGUCACAUUUUCAGCCUUUCUUUUUUUUUUUUUUUUUUUUUUUUUUUCAAAUGUGAAAGCAAGUGUUGAAAGAUGAAGCUCCAUUCAUUACAAUGGAAAGACAAUAUUCAGCAGUCCUCCUGCUCUGUAACAACUUCUGACACACUGGAUAAGAAAGAAAAAAAUCUGCCUUGAAAUAAAUCAAAGUUUAAAAU
This is a messenger RNA of Anoplopoma fimbria (sablefish), 2671 nucleotides long. RefSeq names its product mitochondrial fission process 1 (gene mtfp1). Gene Ontology annotation, biological process: mitochondrial fission. Lineage: Eukaryota; Metazoa; Chordata; Actinopteri; Perciformes; Anoplopomatidae. Gene Ontology annotation, cellular component: mitochondrion. The record is from RefSeq and is a predicted model, not a curated record. The transcript is spliced from 4 exons. The coding region runs from base 51 to 560 and encodes 169 amino acids.